GUGCAAGCCUGGCACAAGAAAAAUGAGAAGGCAGCAUGAAGGAACAUCCCAUCAAAAGAGUGGCAGCCACAAUCACAGUGUACAUACAUGUAUCCCAUCGAUCCAUUUCUAUUUCAUUGAUUAGUUUAGUAGCAGCUGUACUAUUUGCAUCCUCUACUUUCUACUUGCGUACUUACCGAUUAUUACUAUCAUCAUGCCGGAACAACAAACAGGCGUGGUAGUGAUUGGUGCCGGAUGGGCCGGAUUGGCCGCCGCCAAAGAGUUGUGCGACCAAAAUGUCGAUUGCUGUAUUCUGGAAGGCCGCAAUCGCAUCGGAGGUCGCUGUUGGACGGAUACUGGCGCUGACGGAGUGACUCCACUGGAAUGGGGAGCCGCGUGGAUCCACGGCAUCAAAAAGAAUCCGAUUUACGACAUUGCCAAGGCGUCUGGCGUAAAAACCAAGGAAGCGGAUUACGAAGCGCGGACGCUGUGGAAAGAUCAGCCCGAUGGAUCCUGCUCGCAAAUGUCGCUCAAGGAAGCGGACAAAAUGUGGGGGUACUUGAUGAACGGCAAGAGUGGAUUCAAAAAGUACGUCGAGCAUAAACAAGACGAUGUGGACAAUGAUUGGACGCUGCAAAAGACCGUCGAUGCAUUUUUGAAUAAAAUCAACGCCACCGACGAACAACGGCGUUUUAUGAGGUACAUUUGUGACGCGGAAUUUGAACAAGACAUGGCGGCAUCGUUGGACGAAAUUAGCAUGUUUUGGUUCGAUUCUGAUGGAGAAUUCAAGGGAGGAGAUGUUACCCUGGCCAAUGCCACGGACAGUGGAUAUAGCGCCGUCUUGAAGCAUUAUGCCAAGGACAUUCUACACUGUGUUCAUUGCCAGUCCAAAGUCACUGCCAUUGACUAUGAACAUGACGACGGUGUCGUCGUAACCUAUACUACUGCUGAUGGAGCGUCCCACAAGAUUGUAGCAAGUGCCGUCAUUGUCACGGUACCCUUGGGGGUCCUCAAGGCCAACGUCAUUACCUUUAAUCCUCCGUUGCCCAGCAACAAACAAUUGGUCAUUGACCGCAUGGGCAUGGGAGUCCUCAACAAGUGCAUGCUGCUCUUUGACGACGACGCCGAAUUGCCCUGGCCGGCCGACAAGGAGUGGAUUGAACGCAUCGUCACCGGAGAAGAUCCCGAGAAACCACAAGGACUCUGGACCGAAAUUGUUUGUCUCCGUCCAGAGGGAGGCAAGCGAAUUCUGUGCGCAAACACGGUGGGCCACAUAGCACGCAAGUUGGAAGCCAAAUCCAAUCAAGAGAUUCAAGAUUCGGUCAUGUCGGAGCUCAAGACCAUCUUUGCACCCCAGGAUGUGCCCGAGCCGUGUCAAUGUGUCAUUACCAAAUGGGGACAAGACGAAUUCGCCUACGGUUCGUUUUCGUUCAAUGCCAUUGGGGCCAAGCAUCUGUACCACCGAAUCUUGAACGAUCCCGUCGACAACAAGGUCUUUUUUGCCGGAGAAGCGUGUUCCGAAAAAUACUUUGCCACCACUCAUGGGGCCUACUUGACGGGCAUUGAUGCCGCCAAAAAUGCUGCCAAGCACUGUGGAAGUGACAAAAAAGGCCCGGCCAAGCUGCUUCAAAAGAUCUUUGGUUAGCUUGCUUUCUACUACUAAAGCAAAGUGUUGACAGCAGGAGACUGUGGCUUUUGCUUGAUCAUGCCGUUGUAUCCCAUUGCCAUGCAACACUUCAGGAAGCAGAUUCCCAGCUGCAUCAAUGCCAAUUCUUCUAGACAAAGCAAACUUUAACUUAACUACCUUUCAUCAUUGAAUC
Messenger RNA from Seminavis robusta, 1799 nucleotides. NCBI's taxonomy places the organism in Eukaryota, Bacillariophyta, Bacillariophyceae, Naviculales, Naviculaceae. The record is from the annotation of a GenBank genome assembly.